GACCUGUGUUGUGGUCUGUGGUUGGUUUAAUACACUUCGUAGGUCGUCGACGACCUUUUUGUCAAAUGUAAUUACAACUUGGACAGUGGACAAUUGAUCAAGGACUUCCCGUUUCGUCACUGUUGUUCAUCACAACUGAGAACGGACGACCGUUCACGCAUCGAAGCGCCACCGAGGUCAUUCGAUUUGAGCAGGAGUCACCGCAAUCGUGGUCAGUUUAGAAUCGCACCCCGAAUGAUUCACAUCCAUCUGUUGGAUGGACCCCACAUUGUGACCCAAAGACAUAAGUGAGUGAAUGCCAAGCGCAAGUAGUUGCAUCAGUAUUGUUUCGGUAGAAGGUUUUGUGAUAGCGAAAGUGAACUAACUAUCACUCCGAAGCUAUUAGCUCAACGGGAUUGUCCUCUGGUGGAGCGUUCCACUGACCACAAAGACGACAAAGGCGACUCCAGUUAAGAUGUCUACUAAAAUAAGCAGCAGUGCGGCGGCCAAUCCGGCCACCAACAAUACCACUACAACCAACAGCAACAACAACGAUUCACCGGAUGUACAAGUGACCGUUAAGGAUCUUCCGAUCUCGUUUAAGGUUAAAUACCUUGGCAGUCAACCGGCCACUGGCCUUUGGGGAAUCAAGCAUACGAGGCUACCGGUCGAUCAUCUAGUCAGUGUCGCCAAGAACCUACCACCAAACAGGAUUCUUCCGUUCUGCAAUCUAACCGUCUCGCUGGAUGGGGUGAAAAUCGAAUCCAUCACCUCGAAGCUAUCGUCGAUGUCAAACUUCACCAUCGACACGAUCUCGUACGGUGUGCAGGAUCUCGUGUACACGCGCGUUUUUGCGAUGAUAGUGGUGAAGGAAAAUUACAACCUCAAAGAGAAAAACCCCUUCGAUGUGCACGCGUUCGUGUGCGACAGCAGAGCGAUGGCAAGGAAGUUGACGUUCGCACUGGCCGCUUCCUUCCAGGAUUACUCGAAGCGCGUGAAAGAGGCCGAGGAACAGAAUGGCGGCAUGGGAGGAGAUUCGCAGAAGGUGACAAGGAAGAAGUUUGCCAUCGAUCUGCGAACACCGGAGGAGAUGCAGCUCGAUAUUACCGAGCAGGAAACGGAAGCGUGAAGCACACCUUGCACACCAUUGCACAGAUGCACGUACCCCAAAUCACACCCAAACAAACACACACGGGAACAACCUGAGUGCAAAUCCUAGUCGUAAAAUGUAUGCUCUCCACGGUUUUCUGUUUCGUAAACGGCUCGGGCCGCCGCUGGAUGCCGGCGAACUGGUUACUUACCGACGAGCAUGAGGUCUACCAAAUGUGCAUCCGUGCAUUCCUACUACUAUUGGCGUUUUGUUUUGUUUAUCAUUGAAGUUUAUGAUGUUUUUAGUGAAGCCUUUUUACACCAGGAGAGCUAUAAGGAAGAAAAGGAAAGGUUGAGCAAGCACAGUUUGCUUGCGUUUUUCGCUUUUUUACAAAAUAAAGAGGGAAGAUUCGUUAGAAACGCUGUACAAAACUGAGAAGCACGAUGAGGUAAAACGGAUACAAUUGUGGUUUUUCCUUCAUUUUCCUAUAAGUAAGUGUAUUUAGUCGUGAGAAUGUGUCUUCGUAGAAGCGAUCGGCAUUCAGGUCGAGCGAUAUUGUAUAUUAUUUUUAAUCCAAUAAACAUUUACGAGUGGAA
Anopheles aquasalis is the source of this 1665-nucleotide messenger RNA. RefSeq lists its product as uncharacterized. The record is from RefSeq and is a predicted model, not a curated record. Lineage: Eukaryota; Metazoa; Arthropoda; Insecta; Diptera; Culicidae.